UGCUUGGAGAUUAAUGAUACUAAUCUACCUUGCACAAGAUUAUGUAGCAGGGGGAUGAGGACGUAUAGUAGAUGUCCUGUUAUAAGCACAAAGUUAAUUGUAAUUUCUGCGUCUGUUUUCUCAGCCGUGUUAGACUACAGCUACCUGGGUACCAACGCGUUAGAGGUGGCGCUGGAGCUGGGGUGUGACAAGUUCCCUGCGCCUGAGGAGCUCCCUCGGCUGUGGGACGACAACAGGGAGCCGCUACUGGCCUACAUGGAACAGGUCCACAUCGGCAUUAAAGGUUUCGUGCGGAACAACAAGGGGCAUGCCAUGCCUGGAGCCACCAUCUCUGUACAGGGGAUACAGCAUGACAUCAUAACCGGUAUGUCUUCUAUCUGUUAGUCCGACUG
Branchiostoma belcheri (Belcher's lancelet) is the source of this 392-nucleotide messenger RNA. Its product is annotated as carboxypeptidase E-like. The record is from RefSeq and is a predicted model, not a curated record. Lineage: Eukaryota; Metazoa; Chordata; Leptocardii; Amphioxiformes; Branchiostomatidae. Bases 55 to 384 code for a protein of 109 amino acids. The transcript is spliced from 2 exons.